Messenger RNA from Zeugodacus cucurbitae (melon fly), 657 nucleotides. RefSeq names its product salivary glue protein Sgs-3-like. The record is from RefSeq and is a predicted model, not a curated record. The transcript is spliced from 2 exons. Lineage: Eukaryota; Metazoa; Arthropoda; Insecta; Diptera; Tephritidae. Bases 108 to 443 code for a protein of 111 amino acids.
UUGUCACUGACGCCGUGCGAAACAGUUUCAAUGCAACGACAGUGAAGUAAACUUUAAUUUUAAGUAAAAUCAUAUAAAUUUAAACGAAAUAUUGUAAUAACAUUAAUAUGCCCGUAUCGACAUGUUCGGGUGGCUCGUGCACAAUUUCGAGACCAAAAAAAUCUACUACCACUAAGUCGAAACCAAAAUCGUCCAGCACAAGUGCUAAGAAGACUACCGCUACUAAGAAGACAACGGCCAAGAAAUCGACAACCAAACCUAAGACCACCACAACAAAGGCCAAAUCGACAACAGCUAGUAAAGCGAAGAAGUCUACCACAACAACAAGGAAGUCAACAACUGGCACAAAAUCGAAAACCGCUGCGCGGAAGACAACAACAGCUACUCGCCGACGGGACGACAGUUAUUAUAGCUGUAGUUCCGGUGGUUGUUACUCCUAUUGACGAGCGGAACGUGGAAGUGCUGAUGAAAAGACUGUUUAUGAGACUGGUUUAGACGAAAAAUGGAGGAGACUGCGAUCUAUAUUUAUGUUUUAGUUAUUUUAGUUUUGUCAUAAAUAAGUAAAAAAAAAUUAUCAAUGUUUUUGUAUUUAAAAAAAUAAUGUAACACUUGAUGUGUAUUUUAUAAUAAAGUGCCUACGGGUGCAGAAAAAAUAAA